AUGGGACCUGGGGGUAUUUCUAGAUGUAACAUUAACAUAAUCACUUUAGUGAAAGGAAGCAUUGGUUAUAUGGAUCUAGAAUACUACAUGUGUCAAAUCUUGACGGAUAAGUCAGACGUGUUCUCAUUUGGAGUUGUGUUGGUAGAGGUAUUAUAUAGGAGGCCUCCUAUUCUCCGUGCGGUGGACAAGAAGCAGCAAAACCUUGCUGAAUGGUUUCGAACAUGUGUUGAUCAAAAUGAGAUUUAUGAGACUCUGGGUCCAAACUUGAGGGGAAGUAUAAAAGAGUGCUUAAACGCAUACACUGAGAUUGCGUUGAAGUGCUUGGCUAAUAAUGGGAAUGAACGGCCAUCCAUGGGCGACGUGAUGUUGGGGCUAGAGUCUUUGAUGGAGUUGCUGAACGAAGCAGAGAAGACAAAGCUUGGUGGGACUCUAAAUGAGGAGGUUACUGUUGAAGAAGGCAUAGAGGAAGUGAGGCUUGAUGUGGACGAAAUUGAAAGAAAGAGCAAGGAAAGAGCUCUGAUCAGGAAAGCGACAAAAGGUGUAGAAAGAAGAGUAGGUUUUACGAGUAGUGAUGGACCAAGGAGCUCCUCAAACAGCAGCAAGUUGACGAGGUCAAGCAGCGAGCAUCAGUCUUAA
Molecule: messenger RNA, 636 nt
Organism: Neltuma alba
Lineage: Eukaryota; Viridiplantae; Streptophyta; Magnoliopsida; Fabales; Fabaceae
Product: receptor-like protein kinase FERONIA
Exons: 1
Coding region: 1-636 (211 amino acids)
Biological process (GO): protein autophosphorylation
Cellular component (GO): plasmodesma; plasma membrane
Molecular function (GO): transmembrane receptor protein tyrosine kinase activity; ATP binding
Source: RefSeq, a predicted model, not a curated record